AUGACAGGUCUGCCAAUAUCCACAAUUUUCAGACCAGUACCAAGUACACGAAGAGUAAUAAAUAUUCACCAACGACAUCAACAAGACAUAAACGACGCAGGACGUCGUGAUUGGAAUUUUCGAUUUGAAAAUGUGGUUCGAUCAUUAUGGAUACCACUUAGG
This is a messenger RNA of Racocetra persica, 162 nucleotides long. The record is from the annotation of a GenBank genome assembly. NCBI's taxonomy places the organism in Eukaryota, Fungi, Glomeromycota, Glomeromycetes, Diversisporales, Gigasporaceae.